ACAAGCAUUGACAGGUAGUCAUAGCUAAUUGAGACAAUGGCUGAAUUGAUGCUGAGUGACUAAAGGUAUGUAACGGAUACAGCGUAGAUACAUUUGUACCUGGACAAAAGGAUGAUUCAUGGCUGGGAGGAUGGUGUAAGAUUUCAUCAUACUGCUCAGAAUGGCACAUAUUGUGAACUUAGCAAUUUUUCCUUCUGGAAUUUUCCUUUUUAUGUUUUCAGACAGGGAGGCAAAACCGUGAAUAAGUGAGAACUACUAUAUAUCUAUGGUCAAAGUUUUAAGUCUUGCUUUUUACUUAUAGCCAAUCACAAGGAGAAUAUUCUUAGGGGAAGUUUGCACAGCAGAAUAUAAGAAUACAGUGCUUUCAGUAGCCAAGAUACGCAGUCAGCCAAGAUGCCCAUUUGUGGAUGAAUUGGAUAAGGAAAAUGCCAUGUGGCACACAAUGGAAUACUGUUCCACCAUAAGAAAAAUAGUGGGACUGCAGGCCAUUAUCACAGGUGAAAUAAGCCAGGUGCAGAAAGACAUCACAUGUUCUCCUACAUGGAAUUAAAAAGUCAGUUUCGUAGAAGAGGUGGAAUUGUGGUCAUUGGAGAAGGGCAGGGAGGAGAGGGCUGAAGGACAGAUGAGACACUAUGACAAAAUUACAUAGGAAUUCUGGGGUUUGGUUUUUUCUUUUUCUUUUGAAUCAAAGCCUCUGUAAUCCAGGCUGCCCUUAGACUUAAAAUUGUUCUUUCUCAGCCUCUCAAGUCCUGGGAUUACAGGCACAUACCGUUAUGCUCAACUUAGUUCUGAUUUUCAGUAGCACAGUAGAGUAACUUGGUUUGAACAAUUUAUGAUAUAUUUCAUCUUUUUUUGUUGAUUUUUUUUUUAUGAUGUAUUUCAAAAUGAUGAAGAAUAGGAAAGUUUCCAAAACAUAAAAAUUACCAGUGUUUCAGGGGGUGGAAGUGCUCAUUGCCCUGAUUGGAUAAUCAAGUAUUAUUUACCUGGGUGGAAUUAGCACACUGUUCCCCAUGAAGAUGUAUGUGUGGGGGCUGUAGGCAUGGCCCAAGUGGUGGAGUACUUGCCUUGCAAGCAUGAAGCCCUAGGUUCAAACCCCAGUGCCACUUAAAAAAAAAAAAAAAAUCUUUGAUGGCAUCUGAUCUUGUUGCAGGCUGCUUGCUGACCUUUCUCCACUGACGAGAGUGCUCGACUCUUGGAACUGACUGAAAAGACAACAUUGUACCUACAAGAUUUCUGACGUUCAGAACAACAGAUUUUUCUACAUUGCUGCUAUAUCAGAUCAAGUAUGAAUUGGAAUACAAAACCAGAGAGUGCUACAUUACCACCACUGUAUCCUAAAAGCCAGUCAUCUGUUUUGCAGCAGUAUUUACUAGUAAACCAGCCUCCCAUAACAUCUCAGAGUUCUUUCAGCUAUCCUGGAAAUAACCAACAAGCAUGCAUGUAUUCUAGUAAUUCAAAUUCAAUUUCAGAGCCACUGCUGAACAUCAGAAAUUAUAAAAUUUCUCCUCCUCAAAUCCCUAUUUCUAAUAUGCAUAACAGGACAGUUGUGGCCUCACAAACUUCAGUAGAAAGAAUAACAUAUACAAAUGUUACAGGACCCCAACAACCAAACCAUAAUUUUCAGAUGUCUUCGGGAGUCAUGCAAAAUAUAUGGUUGAACUCAUCAAUGAGGAGUUCUAUACCUUCUCACACAGAGGCACCUAUGUCUCAUCAGACUGAUUUUGGAACUAAUAUGCCUCAUAUACAUGCUCUACAGAGUCAUCUUGUAACAUCAAAUACCUAUCCUGUGCAACUACAGAUGACUCCAGCAAAUUCUGUAGGAAGUUCUAUGACAUUUCAAGGAAAUCAGAAAUUUAACCACUCACUCUCAGAUCAGCAGGUUAAUUGGAAACAACAGUAUACAUCUAAUGAACUGACUUACCCAGAUUACAGACCACUUCCAAAGCAGUAUUCUUAUUCGUCACCAAGCUUUUUACAAGAUCCUAUUAUGCAGAAACAAAACCUUAUGCCAUCUACAUCAUUACAAGGUAGUCAACUUCCAACUUAUGCACAGACUUUACAGUCAAAGCAGACUGCAGCUGUAUCAUCCUACCAGUUUCCUGUGGAAACAAACAAAAGACCCCUUCCUUCUCUUCCUUACAGCUGUAGAUAUGGAAGCCAGCCUUUGCAUAAUACUCAGAUUGUUAAACACUUGCCUGAGGAAGUCCCUCAGUGUCCAGAAACACGGAAGGAUUUUUCUAAAGGCUUUCAGGAGCGGUGGCAAAACACUACUGAAGACGACAUCACAAUAGGAAAUUUUUGUAACGUGAAAGUAAAUGCCAAUGCCAAACAGCCUUGUAAUGAACCAGAUAGAACUUCAGUGACUGGAGUUCAGAUUCUUGCUCAAAAUAAUCAAGAGAAAAAAGUGGAUUCAUACAAUCCAACUUCAAAUCAUGUACUGGACACAACUGUCACAAAAGAAAAGCUAGUGAGGGAUAUUAAAUCAUUAAUUGAAAUAAAAAAGAAGUUUUCUGAACUUGCCAGGAAAAUUAAAAUUAAUAAAGAUCUUUUGAUGGCAGCAGGCUGUAGUAAAACAGCUAAUACCUCUUGCAUUGCACCAGCUCAGCCUACUGAAUUCUCACCAAAAGGAAUGUCUCCUUCAAGUGACAACCACUGUUCCAUGGAACUACUAGCAACAUGUCUUUCUCUUUGGAAAAAGCAGCCUUCAAAAACAACAGAAGAAGAAGCUUUGAAACCCUCAGAGGAAAAACAGCAUAAGUCAAGGACAAACACAACAGCAGUUGGAAUUUCAAAGCCUGUGGAGGAAGCUCAUGUUAAGAGUCUUUGUUCAGUUGAGGGAAAUUCUCAGAAUAGAAUGGUAAACCUAUCACAAGAAACAGCUAUGUCAGUGGUAACACAGAGUUGUGAGUCUUUAGGUAUAAAUGUUACAAAGGGAUCAGAACUUCAGAUUGCUGUAGUGUCACCCUUAAUUCUUUCAAAUGCCAAAACAUUGUCUGUCAAAGGAGUAACACCUGACACUUUACCUGGGACAGUAUAUCCAAUUAUUAAAGAAGAUAGCAUUUGUAGUUUACAAAAUCAGUUGGCAGAAAACACAACAGUAACUGCUGCUUUAGAAGUUGAUGUUAAGGAACCAGCAGCAGGUGGCACAACACUAACCGAGGUUUUCCCAUUAAUUCAGGAGAAGCAGAAUGAGCCAACUCACGGUAAUUCAGAAGACACACCUAAUGCCAGUCAAGGCAAGCACUCCUCUCUGAGCAGUCAGCAAACCUUGCAUAAAUCAAUGGACAGUACUAUGGUGAGUGGCAGUAUGUUACAGAUUGAAAAUAUUUGUACCCUUGUUGAAGGUGAUGUAUCUUAUAAUUCCCAAAUAGCAAAGAUAUUCAACUCUUCACCUUCAAACAAGAUUGAAGCACAGGCACCUUCUGCAUCCAAUCAGCAGGUAACUAGUAGACAACAAGAAGAGCAAGUAGAUGAUGCCACCAAAAAUACAGACUUUAAUUUUCAAAAAGAUCAGCUUUUACAGUGCACAGAUGUUCCUCCUGAAAUAACUGACCAGUCAGAGUCCCUGCAGCCUACAAACUCUUCAUCUUUUGAGGAUGCCAAAGGAAAUAGGGAAAUUGUAGAGGAAAGCAAUUUGAAGAAUACCACUAAAAAAGAAAGCUCAGCUAAGGAGGUGUGUUGCUCAUCAGAUGUUAUUCCACAAGAUAUUUGCCCUCAGGAAAGUGACGCAUCCAGCAAUAAUACUACACAAGAUCCCGAGACAAACGAGAUUCAUGAUGAUAACACAUGCAGGUAUAGGUUGGAUGACCAGCUGUCUGAACUUCUAAAAGAGUUUCCUUAUGGCAUUGAAGCUGCGAACACAUGCAAAGACUCUCUGGGCCAGCAAACAGCACAUCAAACCUCAGGGGAUCGAUGUGGUAAGACUGAUUGUGACUCUGAGGACUCCACAGACAAAAUACAAAUUACAAUACUAAGCUCGGAACAAAUGAAAGAAAUAUUUCCCGAGGAGCAUGAUCAGCCCAGUGACAUACACAAAUUGGCAGAACCUCAGAAAGAAAAGCCAAUUGCAGAAGUAAGGAGCCAGUGUGAUUCACCAGCACCUGGAGGAGGAGGAGGAGAAAGUUGUGAUCCUGUGAUAUUGGAGGCAGAAAAAGACAAAAUCCAUUGCUGUGCACUGGGCUGGCUCUCAAUGGUUUAUGAAGGAGUACCCCCAUGUCAGUGUAAUUCCAGCAAAAAGGCAACUUCAGAGGAAAAGAAAGAUCAGUGUUCUCGUUUGAAAACCAACAGUUGUAAACAAGGAGAAAGGACCUCUCCUAGAGAUGUCACUAUUGUCCAACUUAAUAAUGUUCCAAACUCCAAGACUUUUCUAACUCCAGCAGCUGAGAAAAGUCUUUCUAAAAAACAUGGCAACGGUAUAAAACAUACAUCAAAAUCAAAGCAGAACAGUUCACCAAGGACAGAACAGGAAUUAACUGGGCAGUUUUUAUCUAAACAUGAUAGCAAAAGUAAAGAUACAUCCAAAAUAAGACAGGACAGCUCACUAAAGAUGAGACGAGAAUUAAGUGAUCGAUUUUCAUACAAACGUGACAAAGUAGAUCUUUUGCAAAGUAAUAAAAGAAAAGAAAAACUAACAUUUCAUGAAGUAACUUUUAACUCCCAUAAUAAAAUGACAAUGUUUCACGAACAAGCUUCUCAGGAAAAGCUGCUGAAGAACCACGUACCACAAAGUUUGCAUCCAUUGAAAGCACAGGCAGCUCUGACCAGUAAAGAUCUGUGCAGGAGGAAUGGUACUUUGGUACAGUCAGUAUCACCAGAAAAGAAAAAAUUGAAAUUCAGAGCAGGUGGCUCCAAACUAAAAUAUUUGGAGAAAAGGAAGUUAGAUGAAGGGAAUAUACUGGAUAUGGAAAUAAAGAAGAAGAAAUAUGAUAAACAAGAGCAGACUCAACAGGCGGGAGGCACACUCAAGUUAUGCAGUGCACUGUCAAACCCAAGUGAAGGAGCCAGUGUAAAAGAAAAGGCAACUAUUAAGUCCUCAGACUUGAAGGGUAGCUCAGCUAAGUUUCCUAGAGUUCUCACACUGCAGGAAUAUUUACAAAGGCAGAAGCAGAAAGAAAUGGGGAAUAAAGCAUCCAGGAAAAUCUGUAUGGAAAAUGUACCGGGUGGCUCUGAGCAUAUGGGAUCCAGUAAACACCCUGCACAAGAAGUGAGUUGUGGGAAAUCAAAUGAGAGUCAGCCCAGCAGUGUGGAGAUCUCUAAAGAGCCAGUAAAUACAUUGACAUGCCAUGAUAAAAACCUCAAAACCUACCACUCUGAGGAAGCUAAGACACACAACAUUUUAAGGAAUGUUAAAGGGAAAGUUGAUGGGAAGCAGCCUGACAAGACAUGGAUUGAUAAAGCCAAAUUAGAAAAAAAAAUUGUAAGUAAUGAAGUCGAAUCUAGCCAGAUGCCUCCCCACACAAAGGAACAAAGGAAACUGUAUCUCAACAGAGUUGCAUUUAAAUGCACAGAGCGGGAAAGCAUUUAUCUCACCAAAUUGGACCCUGCAUCCCAGAAGCUCAGUAAAGACAAAGAGAAGAGUCAGGAUAAUAAGCCUAAGGCCUAUUUUCCUGUGAAAGAUAGCGUAGAGAAACCUAGCAUGCUAGAGUUUAAAUUAUGUCCAGAUGUACUACUAAAGAAUGCAAACGCUGUUGAACAGAAAGUUCCGAAGGCGCAUCCUAAGAAAGAGCAGGCUCCCGCGCAAGGUCUGGUAUGAUUUUCUUGGUGGUUUGCAUGCCAUUGUGAAGUUGUGGUUAAUAAGUAGGCUAGCACGCCAUC
This is a messenger RNA of Castor canadensis (American beaver), 5814 nucleotides long. The record is from RefSeq and is a predicted model, not a curated record. Lineage: Eukaryota; Metazoa; Chordata; Mammalia; Rodentia; Castoridae.